UUGGCACCUUCCAUUUUAUUAAUAUUUGUGUCCUCCGUCAAUCGUCAAUCAGUCGACAAAUACUAUCAAACAGACGUCAAUGGAAUUGGGUGUUUGAAUCAAUUUUUCCAUUGCCGUUUCAAAAAUUUCACUUGAAUUCUGUGUUUCCGAUAUAUCUCUUCUCAGACUUGUGUUCUUAGUUUCUGCGGUUGUUCUUUCUAAUGGAGACGGUGACUGCGAUUGGAGGUGCCAUUUUCUCUGCUUCCUUUCAGGGGCUACUCGACAGGUUGACUUCCAUGGACUUGUUGAAGUAUGUCCAAGAAGGGAAUGUCCAGGCUGAACUCAAGAAAUGGAAGAGGACGUUGAACAAAAUUUAUUUGUUGCUUGACGAUGCAGAGGAAAAGCAGUGGGAGAACCCAUUGGUGAAGAUGUGGGUAAGCGAUCUCAGGGACUUGGCUUAUGAUGCGGAGGACGUUCUUGAUGAACUUGCAACUGAGGCUCAGAGACGCAAGCUGGAGGCGGAACCACUGGCCCGUGCAAGUAAGGUACGGAAAAUCAUCUCUACUGUUUCUGCUAGUAUGAAUCUAACUACUUUUAAGUUCAACGCUGAGAUGGUCUCCAAGAUUGCCGGAAUCAGUGCCAGAUUAGAUGAGAUCAUUAAAGAAAAGGAUGAUCUGCAUUUAGGAGAGUGGACUAGAGGGGGGAACAGUCGAGUGAGAGCAAGACUACCUUCAACAUCCUUGGUCAAUGAAGCAAAGAUUUAUGGGAGGGAAAAGGAUAAGAAAGAAAUAAUUGAAUUGUUGAAGAAAGAAGCAAGUGGUGGAAAUGUCUCGGUGAUUCCCAUAGUUGGCAUGGGGGGUGUCGGCAAGACGACUCUCGCUCAGCUCAUCUUCAACGAUGCCUCACUGGAGUUUAAUUUCAAAAGCUGGGUUUGUGUUGGGGAAGAUUUUGAUGUUCUUAGAAUGACCAAAACCAUUCUUCAAUCUGGGGGUUGUGAUGAUAAAGAUUUGAAUUCCCUUCAGAUGAAAUUGAAGAAAAAGUUGUCCCAGAAGAAAUUUUUGAUCGUCCUUGAUGAUGUUUGGACAGAGAGUUAUGACCACUGGACUCUCUUUUACGUUCCUUUCGAAGUAGGAGCACCGGGAAGCAGAAUAAUUAUCACAACUCGAAAUGAAAGUGUCUCGUCCUUUACGGGCACCAUUCGAGGUUGUUCUCUUAAGCAGUUGUCCUUUGAAGAUUGCCUCUCUGUAUUUGCCCAACAUGCUUUGGGAGCCACGAAUUUUGAUGAGCACUUGGAAUUGGAAGAAAUAGGUAAACAAAUUGUCAAAAGAUGUCAAGGAUUGCCUUUAGCAGCCAAGGCUCUUGGAGGCUUGUUGAGGGGUAACCCAAAUCGUAAUAUAUGGGAGGACGUGUUGAACAACGAAAUUUGGGAUUUACCUAAUGAGAAAAGCAACAUUCUUCCAGCUUUAAGGUUGAGUUAUCUUCAUCUUCCUUCCCAUUUAAAGCCUUGCUUUGCUUAUUGCGCUGUUUUUCCAAAAGAUUAUGAAUUCAAUCAGGAUGAGUUGGUUUUGUUAUGGAUGGCGGAAGGUUUUUUAUAUCAAUCCAAUAAGGUGAAACAAAUGCAAGAUGUAGGCUGCGAGUAUUUUCAUGAUUUAUUAUCAAGAUCGUUUUUUCAACAAUCUAGUAGUGAUAAAUCUUUAUAUGUAAUGCAUGACUUGAUGAAUGAUUUAGCCCAGUCUGUCACUAAAGAAACAUGUUUUCAUUUGGGUGGCAAGUUGGACAAUAUGAAUUCAUGUGCAAAGGUUCGGCAUUUGUCAUUCACUUCUCAUCUGUAUGAUACAUGGCAAAGAUUUGAAGGCUUUCACGAAGCAACAGGUUUACGAACAUUCUUAGCAUUGCCAAUCAUGAGAGGAUGGUGUGGAAACCACUUAACUAGUAAGCUGCUACAAGACUUGGUGCCAGAGUUAAAGUGCUUGAGGGUGUUGUCACUGUCUGGUUAUAGCUUUGUGGAGUUGCCAAAUUCUAUUGGUGCCUUAAAGCAUUUAAGGUAUCUUAACCUAUCUUACACUCAAAUUGAAAGAUUGCCCGAGUCAGUGACUGAACUAUUGAACUUGCAAGCAUUAAUAUUACGUGGUUGCCAGUGUCUUACUGAGUUACCCUUAGGCAUAGGCAAUUUAAUUAGCUUGCUGUUCCUUGAUAUUAGUGGUACCAAGAAGCUGAAGGAGAUGCCACUGCAAAUUAGUAAUUUGGCAAAUCUUCGCACGCUGACCAAGUUUAUUGUGGGAGAAGACAACGGACUCAAGAUAAUAGAGCUGAAAAAUUUUCCUCAUUUGUCUGGGCUGCUUCAUAUUUCAGGGAUAGAAAAUGUGGUAAACAUUCAGGAAGCAGAGUUUGCCAAUUUAAAAGAGAAGCAGCGCCUAGAACAACUAGACUUGGAAUGGGCUAUUGAUUCCUCUGGUUCCAGAAAUCCAAGUGACGAUAUGCAGGUUCUCAGCUCAUUAAGGCCUCCUCAAAAUCUAUUACGGCUUUCAAUUAAAUCAUUUGGUGGAACUGAAUUCCCAGCAUGGAUAGGAGCGUUCACAAAAAUUGAAAAGCUAGAACUCUGGAACUGUCGGAACAUCAUGUCAUUACCUCCAUUUGGGCAAUUACCCUCACUUGUAGAGUUGAGUAUACGAGGCAUGAAUAGAGUGAAGAGACUGGGCAUGGAGUUUCAUGGGGAUGGUUCAUCUUUUACUUCUCUUAAGACUUUAACUAUGGUGGAUAUGUUGGAGUUGGAGUUAUGGUCUUGGUCUCAUGAUCGGAACGAGGAGGCUUCUGUAACACUUCCUGUUCUACAUAAGCUUGAAUUGCAAAAUUGUCCGAAACUUGUUAUUGAAUUGCCCAGCUGUCUACAAUCUUUGCGAGAACUGUCAAUUGAAUGCUGUCAAGAGGUUGUUCUUAGAAGUCUGUCUGAUCUCACAUCUCUUACUACCUUGCGUAUUGUUGACAUCUUAGGUCUUGUAAGUUUACAUGAAGCUCAUAUAGAGGAGUUAGUGGCACUAGAAGAAUUGUGGAUUAUACGUUGUCAUGAACUAAAGUAUUUGUGGAAGGAUGGAAGCAGUUUUGACAAACUUGCCCAUCUAAAGCAUUUACAUAUCAGGAAUUGUAAGCAACUGGUGACUUUGGUAGUGGGACAGGUAGGGGAAUUGCCUUGCAAUCUUCAAGAUUUGAUGAUAUUUGGUUGUCCUAAUUUGGAGAAUCUGCCAAAUGGGCUGCACAGCCUCACAGCUCUAAGAGGCUUGAGUAUCUUCUCAUGUGUUAAACUGUUGUCGUUCCCAGCAACAGGAGUGCCACACUGUAUGAAAUAUCUCUAUAUUAGAAAUGUUUCUCUAGAUUCUCUGCCUAAGGGUAUUAUGCGUGAUGUUAACGACAUUAACCAGAGCUCUCAGCUUGAGGAUUUGAGUAUCAGCGUAUGUAGAUCUUUGAGGUCCUGUCCAAAUGGCGAGUUUCCAGUUUCACUUAAGACUCUUGAUAUUGGUCAAGAAUGUAAUUGGCCGACACAGUUAUUAGAGUCAGUAUUCCGUGGUUUAUCUCAUCUCAGAAAUCUAACCAUAGGAGACUGUCCACAAUUAGAGUCCUUCCAAGAAGCAGGAUUGGCUAUCCACUCUCUUAUCUCUUUAGCCAUCCGUGGAUGCGAGAAUUUGAGGUCACUGCCCAAUCCGAUGCCACUAAACCUAACCAAUCUUUCCAUCAGGAAUUGCAAGAAUCUGGAACAGCCGAUGACAGAGUGGGGACUCCACAAACUCGUCUCUCUUAGAACGUUGGAAAUAUAUGGCACAAGUCCAAGUACAAAUAUGUUUGAUUCCUUUCCAGAUGAUGAUGGCCUACUCCUUCCCACUUCAUUGACCAGUCUAGAUAUCCGUGAACUCGAGAAUCUGAAAUCCAUCUCAAGAGGGAUCCAAAAGCUGACCACUCUACAAAGGUUAAUAAUUCAUAAUUGCCAAAAUUUCCUGUCCUUGCCAGAGGAGGGCUUACCUGCCACACUUGAAUCUCUAAGUAUCCUUGGAUGUCCUCAUUUGAAAGACAAAGGAGAUUAUUGGCCUACCAUUUCCCACAUACCAUUUGUAAUCAUAAAUCAUCAGUGAUGGUACAAUCAUCGGCAUUACAUUAAUAAGGCUACCUCGAGAUUCAAUUCAACCCUGCUUGUUGUCUGCAUGUGGUAGCUUUCAAUGCUGCACUUUGGUGCCUUUGGAAAGAGAGAUUUGUCCAUCCCAUCUUGAGUGUGCGUUUUUAUAUUUUCUGUAAUUUUGAGUCUUGAUUUUGAUUGUAACAGGAAUGUCAAUAUGAAGAAUCUGCAACAUUUACUGCAAAACCUUCGUUUGUGUGUUUGCAAACCAUGUUUAUGCAGAUUCUGUCAUCCUUUAGAGCUGAAAAUCUCAUGAGGCACUCUUUGUUUGAUGAACAAUGGGAGACAAUUAGUUCAGGAUUUGCUGUGGCAGUACUCAGCAAGGGACGAUCCUAUUUCUGAUGAUCACUUCGUGGCCUGGUCUUCAUGUUUCCGGGUGUGCGGGAUUUGUGCCUUUGAAUAUUGAGGAUUUGGGUGGAUAUAAUUUUGAA
This is a messenger RNA of Hevea brasiliensis (rubber tree), 4572 nucleotides long. RefSeq names its product putative disease resistance protein At3g14460. NCBI's taxonomy places the organism in Eukaryota, Viridiplantae, Streptophyta, Magnoliopsida, Malpighiales, Euphorbiaceae. Gene Ontology annotation, molecular function: ADP binding. The transcript has 2 exons. Gene Ontology annotation, biological process: defense response to other organism. The record is from RefSeq and is a predicted model, not a curated record. Bases 201 to 4100 code for a protein of 1299 amino acids.